CUAUCCACUAAGUAUCUUCUUUAUUGUCAUCAAUGAGUUCUGUGAACGGUUCUCCUACUAUGGAAUGCGAGCGGUGUUGGUACUUUAUUUCAAAUACUUUCUACGAUGGGACGAUAACCUCGCCACUGUGGUUUAUCAUACCUUUGUUGCCGUGUGCUACCUGACCCCCAUCCUUGGUGCCAUCGUUGCUGACUCUUGGUUGGGAAAAUUCAAGACCAUUAUCUACCUGUCCAUUGUUUACACUGUAGGGCAGGUCGUUAUGUCUGUGAGUGCCAUUCAUGAUCUAACUGAUGGCAACAGAGAUGGAGAUCCAGACAUCUUAUCUGUACAUGUUGCACUAUCAAUGAUUGGCCUCAUCCUUAUUGCUUUUGGCACUGGAGGAAUUAAACCCUGUGUGGCAGCCUUUGGAGGAGACCAGUUUGACGAAAGCCAAGAUAAGCAGAGAAGCCGCUUCUUUUCCAUCUUCUAUUUGUCAAUUAAUGCUGGAAGUCUUUUGUCGACCAUUAUAACUCCUAUUCUCCGAGGACAAGAGUGUGGAAUCCACAGUAAGCAGAAGUGCUAUCCUUUAGCAUUUGGUGUGCCUGCUGCUCUCAUGGUGGUUGCUCUCAUUGUAUUUAUUGUUGGCAGUGGAAUGUACAAGAAAGUCUCCCCUCAGGGCAAUAUCAUUGUGAAAGUUUGCAAGUGCAUUUCUUUUGCCAUCCGUAAUAGAUACAGAAAUCGAAGCAAAUCAAUACCUAAGAGGGAGCACUGGAUGGACUGGGCACAGGAAAAGUAUGAUGGGCUUCUUAUUGCUCAGGUUAAGAUGGUACUGAAGGUCUUGUUCCUGUACAUUCCUCUUCCAAUGUUCUGGGCUCUUUUUGAUCAGCAGGGCUCAAGAUGGACUCUGCAAGCCACCGCUAUGGAUGGAAACUUUGGGUCUAUACAAAUUCAACCAGAUCAAAUGCAGACUGUCAAUCCAAUAUUGAUAAUUGUCCUCGUUCCCAUUGUUGAUGUUGUGAUUUAUCCUUUAAUAAAGAAAUGCAAGCUGAACUUUACCCCUCUGAAGAGGAUGACAGUGGGAAUGUUCCUGGCUGCCAUGGCUUUUGUUGUCGCCGCAAUUGUGCAGAUAGAAAUAGAUAAAACUCUUCCAAACUUUCCGAGCAGCAAUCAGCUACAAGUUAAAGUUAUAAAUUUGGGAAGUCAAACAUUGUCUGUUACUUUUAAAGAAAAUGCACCAUCUCCUUCUGAAUUACCCAUAGCAUUGGGAUCACUAAAGGCACAUAACUACGAGACUCUUCAGAUUAAUAGUGAAAUGAAUGUGAGCUACGGAAAUAGAAGCAAUGUUUUAGGUUUUGCUGAUUUCACAGAAAAGGUCAGAUACACCUAUAUCAUCUCAGAUCAAGGUGAACUACAAACAGACUGGGCAGAAGACAUAAGCCAAAAACCAGAACAGGGAGAUAAUGCUAUCAGGUUUAUUAAUAAUCUUCAAGAAAGCAUCAACAUAACAGUAACUGGUACAAGCCUUGGUGAAAUUCCACCGUUCAGCUUUUCCAAUUACACAAUGCAAAAGUUGGGAAUGAAAAAAAUAGAAGGUAUUACUGCCAAUGGGAGCAUGUGCUCUGUGGAAUCUUUGAAGUUUGGUUUUGGAAGCUCUUACACAAUACUCAUUAAGGGAGUAACGUCCAUGAACAUAGACUACAUUGAAGACAUUCAACCCAACACAGUUCACAUGGCCCUUCAGAUUCCACAGUACUUCCUCAUUACUGCCGGGGAAGUUGUCUUCUCAGUUACUGGGCUGGAAUUUUCAUACUCUCAGGCUCCAUCCAACAUGAAAUCUGUGCUUCAGGCAGGAUGGCUGUUAACAGUGGCUGUUGGUAAUAUCAUUGUUCUUAUUGUAGCUGGAGCUGCAGGUCUCAGUGAACAGUGGGCAGAGUAUAUUCUCUUUGCUGCUCUGCUAGUGGCGGUAUGCAUAAUUUUUGCUGUUAUGGCCUAUUUCUACACCUACGUUGAUCCUGCAGUGAUUGAAGCCCAGUUUGAUAGUGAUGGGAAGAAAAAGAAGGAGAAGGAAAAAGAAGCUAUAGGAUUUGAAAUGGGAGAUGGACCUCCAAAAAAAACCAAAAUGUAA
Molecule: messenger RNA, 2104 nt
Organism: Nanorana parkeri
Lineage: Eukaryota; Metazoa; Chordata; Amphibia; Anura; Dicroglossidae
Gene: SLC15A1
Product: solute carrier family 15 member 1
Exons: 21
Coding region: 65-2104 (679 amino acids)
Biological process (GO): transmembrane transport; oligopeptide transport
Cellular component (GO): membrane
Molecular function (GO): dipeptide transmembrane transporter activity
Source: RefSeq, a predicted model, not a curated record